This is a messenger RNA of Carassius gibelio (silver crucian carp), 455 nucleotides long. Its product is annotated as 60S ribosomal protein L39. Gene Ontology annotation, cellular component: cytosolic large ribosomal subunit; ribosome. Gene Ontology annotation, molecular function: structural constituent of ribosome. The transcript has 3 exons. Bases 134 to 289 code for a protein of 51 amino acids. Gene Ontology annotation, biological process: translation. NCBI's taxonomy places the organism in Eukaryota, Metazoa, Chordata, Actinopteri, Cypriniformes, Cyprinidae. The record is from RefSeq and is a predicted model, not a curated record.
CGUGGAGCCGCUGGGUGUCGCUGUGACGUGAAGGAGUGGCCCAGUUUGUGACCCGGAUAUACAAUGCUUGCUCUUCCCAUGGUUCCUUCUCUUCGACUAACGCCAUAGCGGUGAACGGAUAGCGAUUCGGGAAAUGGCGUCGCAUAAGACUUUCAGGAUCAAACGCUUCCUGGCUAAGAAGCAGAAGCAGAACAGGCCGAUCCCACAGUGGAUUAGGAUGAAAACCGGCAACAAGAUCAGGUACAACUCCAAGAGGAGACACUGGAGAAGGACCAAGCUGGGCCUGUAAACACAUGAUUUAUAUUUCAGCUUCCCCCUCUGUCUGUUCCUUGCCAGGACCACCAACUAGUCCUGAGCUGGAGAGAAGCCAUGUUAUCUGGAACAGUAGUCUCUCUUUUGUACAGAGUCUGGUUAUGUUCUUGUUGAACAAUAAAAGAUUUGUCAUCGAACCAGAA